AAUGCUUAUCCGAAAAGUAUUAUGGUUUUUUGUUUUAAUAUAAUUACCAGCAACUGUUAAUCUUAAGAUUUUAAAUUGUGGGUUGGUGUCAUUUUCGUAUUUCAUUUUCAAAAGUUUUAGUUUAUUAACUGUGUUUUACGAGGAGAGCUAAGAUAUUGGUGAAAAGAUUCGUGUUUGUGUAGCAAUCUACCUGUGUGGUUUUUCUGAUUUUGAUUUCAAUUACAAAGAAAUGGGUUGAUGUCGAAGGACUGGUUUUAGCCUUUAAAAAUGGAAGGUUCAUUUUAGGAGAUUAAAAUUUAAAAUAUUUAUAUGAUAAGAUCAAAAAAAAGAAAAAAAAAAAAAGAAAAAGAAAAAUCCUAAAUGGGUUAGUUUUCUUUCUGGGAUUUUCACUUUUCAAGAUCUGCAAAUGCUACUAACCUCUUUCUGGAUGUGAUCCUGGGUUUCUUUGAUCUGCUGCAAGAGAGUUUAAUUAAGAGAGUCUUGAAUAAUGAAGUUUCAAGAAGGGGAUUCAGUGGAAGUUUUGAGAAGGGAACAAGAGCUAUGUGGGUCCUGGUUUUCUGGUAUUAUAAUUGCAGUUAGUGGUGAUUAUUAUGUGAUUAGGUAUGAUUUACUUACAGAUUGCGAGGGAGAGCCUGUGAUAGAGAAGGUGCAUAAGGAGGAUCUUAGGCCUUGGCCUACUAUUAAAAGAAGAAAAAGAUGGGUUGUUGGUGAUGUAGCUGAGGCGUUUGAUAUUAAGUCCUGGAGAGUUGGGAAAAUUGUGAAGGUUUUGAAGAACAAUAUGUUUGUUGUAAGAUUGUUUGGAUCCAUUCAACUCAAAGAAUUUCAUGACUCUAAUCUACGGAUAUGGCAGGCUUGGCUUAAAAAUAAUCGGUCGGUGACAGGCAAGGUUGAUAAAGAAUCUACUAAAAAUUUUAAGCGAAAUAAGUCAAAACCGUCUAAAAGAUCGGUUUGCAUUUCCCCAUCAGAUAUUGUAGGCAAAGGUUCAUGCUUGAGAAACAGAAAUAGACAGAGAUACAGUAAGGAUGGGCAAAAUAAUGUCAAAAAAAGUCUCCCAGCAAGAAAGAUCUUAAAUAGAAGCAACGCAGAUUGUCUUGAAAGAUCUUCCAAGGACCUACGUUCUUGCACAAGAGGAUUUCACAGUCCUUUCUUUACGUGGGUUAAUGAGAUUUCUCCUCAAGAAGUAAGAGCAGAUAACAAAUUUGAUGAGGAAGAUAGAGAUAUAAAUGCUGAUAUAGCCAAAGCAACUAACGAUGAGCUAUAUAAUUCUUCCAGGCCUUUUACAACUAAAGAUAUUGACCAAUGUUCGGUUGCUAGUUGCAGUUCAAAUGAUUUUGCUCUUUCUUCUAGUCAUAAUUGCAAUAAAGCAUUGGAAAAUGUAUCUGAUACCUCGGAUGCAGAAUCAUCGUUUCCUUCAUCUUCUGUCAAUGAACGUUUAACCCCAUAUUUUGAACAGAAGUUUGAGGCUGACAUACAUGAACUUGAGUUUCAUGCUUACAGAUCAACUGUGCAGGCAUUGUAUGCUUCUGGUCCUUUGAGUUGGGAACAAGAGUCACUUUUAACAAAUCUUCGACUUUCUCUUAACAUUUCAGACGAGGAACAUCUACUUCAGCUGAGGCACCUAUUAUCUACUCGAGUUGUGCAAUAAUCUUAUGACUUGGAGAUUAUGGGUUCGAGUUAUGGAAACUGUCUACAUAAAAAGGAAAAGGCUGCAUACAUCAACCCUCCGGAGACCGAAACGUAGGAUGGUUCGCAGUAGGUGACUCAUUUUAGGUUCAAUGAAAGGCAACUUGAUGAAAACAACUCCUAGCAGCUAUUUUUCUGAGAGUAAAUAACUACAUCUGUAAAUUCUGUUUAAAAGUAACUGUCACAUGCAUUUUCCUACUUGUAUAUACAAAUAAAAUUUUCAUUACAUCUCUGUUUUUUUUUUGUGGCUCAGCUUAUUGUAGUGUCACUAUCACAUCUCCUAAUGGCUCAUCUACAUGAAUAGAUCUUUUUCUCUA
Molecule: messenger RNA, 2000 nt
Organism: Jatropha curcas
Lineage: Eukaryota; Viridiplantae; Streptophyta; Magnoliopsida; Malpighiales; Euphorbiaceae
Biological process (GO): defense response to fungus
Cellular component (GO): nucleus
Source: RefSeq, a predicted model, not a curated record